This is a messenger RNA of Symbiodinium natans, 738 nucleotides long. NCBI's taxonomy places the organism in Eukaryota, Dinophyceae, Suessiales, Symbiodiniaceae. The record is from the annotation of a GenBank genome assembly.
AUGGACUACAUCAUGAAGCGGGAAGCCAUGACCAAGCUGUUCUUUGGAUUUCCGCACGACCUCAUUCGUCUGAACAUGCUCUUUGGCCCCUACGGUCGCAGUUUCAGUGGGAAGGACUACCUCGCAAGCGUACUUGACCUCUACACACAGCGCAUUCGCAGGGUGCAGGUAUCCAAUCCUCGCGCAGAGGACACUCCACUGGGGCGAGAGAGCUUGAUGGGUGAAGCUUUGCAGGUAGAUGACUUUGUGAAAGUGGCAGAGAUCGGCCAGCAUCCGCUGCCCCCCUAUCCGAUCCAGGAACACUCCGAGCAGGUGUUCAUAGUCGGAGGUCACCAGUCUCUGUCUCGCCUGGUGGAGAAGUACCUGGGUGAGACUCUCAACAAGCAGUAUCGGGUCAGCAAUUGGAACUUCCGCCCCUUGAGUACCGCACAGGUCAUCUAUGCUGCCACAGAUGCGCACGUCCUUCUGCGGCUGGAGUCUGCCCUGCGCGAGCAGCAGGUGUUGCCGCAGCGCACCUGGGGGGUGUCUGCUCGGGCGCGGCGCCCAAGCGAAACAGAAGUAGCAGAAGCCUCUCCGGCGCUCAUGCGCUGGUCAAGGGUCUUGAGCUCUCUGGGGAACAGAGCUCUAUCACAAGCAGUUUCUGCCGUGGAUGUAGAUUUCAUUGUUGGGAGCCUGCUCCUGGCAUCGGUGCUUUGUUGUUUUUUGUUUACUUUCCUUCGAAUGUUCAUUUCCUAUUGA